AUGGCUAAUUGUGUUGCAUUUUUGAUCAUUUGGGUAUUGACUUUUGCGAUCGCCUCGUCGAUGAACUUGCCGUUUGAGCCCGAUUGGCUCGUUGUCGACCCCAAGGACGAGAUGAUGGCGGAGCCGGAAAGUGUUCGACGGGUGCUAGCUGGAAGAGGCUACAUCAGCUACGGUGCGAUGCAGAAGAACAAUGUUCCGUGCAACCAACGUGGUCAAUCGUAUUACGACUGCAAAAGUAGAGGUAAAGCGAACCCGUAUAGUCGGGGUUGCAACGUCAUCACCAGGGUUCGGUAUUUUGAAUCCGUUUCUAUUUCGGAGAUCAAGAGAACAAGUAAAUGA
This is a messenger RNA of Cynara cardunculus var. scolymus (artichoke), 339 nucleotides long. Its product is annotated as rapid alkalinization factor-like. The transcript is spliced from 2 exons. The record is from RefSeq and is a predicted model, not a curated record. NCBI's taxonomy places the organism in Eukaryota, Viridiplantae, Streptophyta, Magnoliopsida, Asterales, Asteraceae. The coding region runs from base 1 to 339 and encodes 112 amino acids.